Messenger RNA from Theobroma cacao (cacao), 1443 nucleotides. Its product is annotated as rust resistance kinase Lr10-like. Lineage: Eukaryota; Viridiplantae; Streptophyta; Magnoliopsida; Malvales; Malvaceae. Gene Ontology annotation, biological process: protein phosphorylation. Gene Ontology annotation, molecular function: ATP binding; protein kinase activity. The record is from RefSeq and is a predicted model, not a curated record.
ACUGCAGGUCUUGGGAACCUUGUCGCGUUAACAGCACAGACCAUCUUCAGUGCUUGCCAUUUGCGACUACCGUAAAAGAAGGCUUCUUCCACAAAAUGUUUUACACGGUCAUAUCGUAUUGGGUGUUGAUGGUGCUUAUCAUCGGAGCUAUUAUCACAUUGAAAUGUUGUUGUGGGGCUCCAUGUGUGACGGUAUUUUUAAUCUACAAAUGGCGAAAAAGGCAUAUGUCAAUGUAUGACAGGAUUGAAAAUUUCCUGCAAAGUCAGAACAACUUCAUGCCGAUAAGAUAUUCAUACUCACAGAUAAAAAAGAUGACUGAGGGAUUCAAGGACAAAUUGGGUGAAGGAGGUUAUGGCUCUGUAUUCAAAGGAAAGCUUCGCAGUGGUCAUCUUGUUGCAGUAAAAAUGUUGGGCAAGUCCAAAGCUAAUGGUCAAGAAUUUAUUAAUGAAGUUGCCACAAUUGGGAGAAUUCAUCAUGUAAAUGUGGUUCAACUGAUUGGUUUUUGCGCCGAGGGAACAAAGCGUGCUCUUGUUUAUGAGUUCAUGCCUAAUGGCUCCCUUGACAAAUACACUUUUGGUCGAGAAGGAAACACAACCAUAGGUUGGGAGAAAAUAUAUGAGAUUUCUCUAGGAGUGGCUCGCGGCAUUGAAUACUUACAUCGAGGUUGUGACAUGCAAAUCUUACACUUUGAUAUUAAGCCUCACAACAUUCUUCUUGAUGAAAAUUUCACUGCUAAGGUUUCUGACUUUGGACUUGCAAAAUUGUAUCCAACAAAUGAUACCACAGUGACUCUUACUGCAGCAAGAGGCACAAUCGGAUACAUAGCACUAGAAUUGUUCUACAAAAACAUUGGAGGUGUCUCAUAUAAAGCUGACGUCUAUAGUUUCGGAAUGUUGUUGAUGGAAAUGGCAGCCAAAAGGAGGAAUUCGACUACAGUGACAGAACAGUCAAGUGAAGCUUACUUUCCUUGCAAUGUUUAUGACCAAAUUGUAGGCGGAAGGGAUUUUGAAGAAAUCCAAGAAGCGUCGGAGGAGGAAAAGAAAAUAGUCAAGAAGAUGAUCAUGGUAGCACUGUGGUGUAUACAAAUGAAGCCUAGUGAUCGACCUUCAAUGACCAAAGUCGUGGAGAUGCUCGAAGGAGAAGUUGAAAGUCUGCAAGUGCCUCCCAAGCCUGUUUUAUAUCCACAACAAACUUUGGUAAGGAGCAGUGGAAGCCACUCAACUCAACAAGAGUCAUCUUCUGCAUCAACUGAUUAUACAGAAUCAAUAAGCUUAAUUAACAGUGGAAGGUGACAGAAGGAAUUUGCGAUGAAAGCCAUUACUCCAAAUUUAUCACAAUUUGUACCCAAAAGCUAUUUGUUAUGUCUAAAGGGAAAAAGGAAAAAUCCAUCUUCCCCUGCUUGAAAAGGCAGGUAAUUGCAAUGCAUCAUUUGAUUAAUUAAUA